AUGAGUAAGGAAGACAAACUUAUCGGAGAAGCCAAGAUUGCCCUUGUUAGCGCUGUGAACUACGACAAGAAUGACAAACCAAACGAUGCCUUACGAGAUUACAUGAUAGGCAUUGAUUUAUUGGAUCAAGCGGUCAAAGCCAUGUCGCUGAAUGAUGAACGAAGAAAACCGCUUUUUAAACAAAUAGCUCAAUACGUCACCAGGGCUGAACAGUUAAAAGAUGCUACGAAAAUUGAGGUAGGGCGUUCGUUGUCAUUAGACACGAUGUUAAACAUAGCUUAUGGUGAAAUCUUGUUGUUUUUUUUAAUCAUUCUUUGCUCACCAAUUAUGUGUAUGUAUUGCCGUUUGUCUAAGAUGUCUAAUCCGCUGUCCAUGGAAACUUCAUGGAGAAGCCAAUAUUACCUCCUUUGCAUUAUUUCCGAUACGAAUGAGCAUGAGACGGAAUUUUUUGGUUAUUUCCGUCUAGACUGUCGACCCAUGACGGAUGUAGAAGUCUUCUUUCUUGUUUCUCCCCUUAACUAA
Messenger RNA from Strongylus vulgaris, 522 nucleotides. The record is from the annotation of a GenBank genome assembly. NCBI's taxonomy places the organism in Eukaryota, Metazoa, Nematoda, Chromadorea, Rhabditida, Strongylidae.